Molecule: messenger RNA, 1932 nt
Organism: Manis pentadactyla (Chinese pangolin)
Lineage: Eukaryota; Metazoa; Chordata; Mammalia; Pholidota; Manidae
Gene: CLDN11
Product: claudin 11
Exons: 3
Coding region: 262-885 (207 amino acids)
Biological process (GO): cell adhesion; bicellular tight junction assembly
Cellular component (GO): bicellular tight junction; plasma membrane
Molecular function (GO): structural molecule activity
Source: RefSeq, a predicted model, not a curated record
GGGCGCUGCCCAGCUGCUCAGCUGUCCCCGCCGCGUGCCUGUCUCUGUGUCUGUCGCUGUGCCCGCCGUGCGCCCGUCGCGCCUUGGGAGCUGGGCUUGCAGCCUUGUGUGGCCUGCCACCGCCUCCCGCGUCCCGCACCGGGCCGUGGCCGGCCAGCUGCUGGUGAGCGCGAGAGAGCGAGGACCAGGCGGGCGCCGUCCGUCCCAGUGCCCGGGCACAGCUAGCGAGGAGCUAGGCGCGGGGACGCCGGGGAGGCCACGAUGGUGGCCACAUGCCUGCAGGUAGUGGGCUUCGUCACGAGUUUCGUAGGUUGGAUCGGCAUCAUCGUUACCACGUCCACCAAUGACUGGGUGGUGACCUGUGGUUACACCAUCCCCACCUGCCGCAAGCUAGACGAACUGGGCUCCAAGGGGCUGUGGGCCGACUGCGUCAUGGCCACGGGGCUGUACCACUGCAAGCCUCUGGUGGACAUCCUCAUUCUACCGGGCUACGUGCAGGCUUGCCGAGCCCUGAUGAUUGCCGCCUCGGUCCUGGGUCUGCCGGCCAUCCUCCUGCUGUUGACGGUUCUCCCUUGCAUCCGAAUGGGCCACGAGCCUGGCGUGGCCAAGUACAGGCGGGCCCAGCUGGCUGGCGUUAUGCUCAUUCUGCUGGCUCUCUGUGCCAUGGUCGCCACUAUCUGGUUUCCUGUGUGCGCCCACCGUGAGACCACCAUCGUGAGCUUUGGCUACUCCCUGUACGCGGGCUGGAUUGGUGCUGUGCUGUGCCUCGUAGGUGGCUGUGUCAUCGUCUGCUGCUCUGGAGAUGCCCAGUCAUUUGGUGAAAACCGUUUCUACUACUCUUCUGGCUCCAGCUCUCCCACUCAUGCCAAGAGUGCCCAUGUGUAAGAGAGGUGCUGGAGACGCUGGCCCAUGACUCUAGGUUUGCUUGCCACAGUCAGGGAAGCCCACUCCUCUGCCAGGCUCCAAAGCCAAAGGUCUAGAAAAGCAUCCUGUCUGGCGUUUUGUAGUCUUAACACCCACCUCCCCUUUUGUUGCCUUAAAAGAAAUCUUUAGCUCAGAUAAUGCCCACAAAACUUCCUCAAGGUUUUGCCCACUAUUAGCUCUUUUUGUGGGCAUCCUUUUGUUGUUCACUAGUAUAUACACACACACACACACAUACAUACAUACAUACAUACAUAUACAUAUGUUUUUUUUUCUCUCUCUUUUAAUUUUAAGUAUCUUGCAAACAAUGCUGAGUUGGGUGUGUGGAGAGAAAUAAAAGACACUUUUCAAACUGUUACAGAUGACAAUGGGACCCUCAUUAAGAAGCCUCUCUGUUCCCUCCCUCCUCUUCAGCUCCAAGGUCAUUUAGUUAUAAGUGAUAGAAAAAGAGAGAAUUGGGGACAUAGGGUGGGGGAGGGGGAGAAUCUUGGAGCUUUACCCCCAUGGGAAGGUUUCCAUUUUGUAAGUUGAGGGCAAGGGGUGGGGAUCUUUUUUAGUUUGUGAUUUUACAUUUAUCUGUACAUACUUUUUCAAGAUUGAUAAUUUUUAUAACCAUGGUUUUCCUGAAAUUCUCAAUUCAUCAGUAUGAAGGAAAUGAACCAAAUAAACUUAAAUUAUAUGAUAAAUAACAGUACAAGUGAGUAUAACUCUAACUGCCAUUCCACAAAACAUUUUUGAUUUCCAGGUAUGUAUGAUGUGGUUUUUAAUCCUACACUUGCAUAUGCUUCAACUUAACACAUUUUUAAAGCUUUUUUCCAACUUUCUAUUUUCAUUCUGUUAGCCAUCUUGAAGUGAUACUGUUUAACAUAUAUUGUACUGUUGAAUUUGGCUUUACGGGUGUAAACACUGAUGGUGUAUCAGUAUCUGAGACCCCAAACUCUCCAAACAUUGAUGGUGCAUUUUGUUCUUUCAGUGAAAUCUGUGCAAUAAAAUAACAGACUGUCUGCAAAA